UUUGCAGUCUCUCGUGUCAGCGUCUCUCUCGAAUAAUGCAUUUCUGCUUCAGCAACGUUAUCCACGUCCAACGAAUAAAGUACGCAGUAUUUGUAAAGUUCAUCGGACGGAAUGGAUUUGGAAAGCCGGAUCGGAGUCAGUGAGUGGUUACGCAUCGGCAGUUCGGCACGGUCCAAGCUGGCGCCGCCCGAAGAAGUAACUAAGCUUUAGUUAAGCUUAGUUUUAGUUGGAUCAAACAAGGCGCCAUGGACGUGGACGACCCGGCGAGAUGGAGCAGAUGGACAAACGUGGCCCCGGCGGCCGCGUGAUGCUUCCAAGGGCCAGAGAACAAGAAAAGAGCGAGGAUCACGAGGAGGAGAAGGACGGACGGACGGCCGGAUCUCGCCGACGACGCAAAAGACAAGGAAUUGAAAGGGAAUAGAAAAAGGGUCUUUCUUCCCCGAGGAUCAUCGAAGAAGCUGACAAAUCCGAGUCUCCCAGACGACGUCAUGGCUGCCGUGCCGCCUGUUACAGCAGUAUAUGUACCCGGCCCAGCAAAGCUCUCCACCUGAUCCAUCUCUAGCAACCAACCAUGUCACACGGCGGCGGCGGCGGCGAUGGGGGUAGUAGCAGCAGCAGCAGCAGCUGCAUGUCCCUCUCCCUAGGCAAGUUCAUCCGCCGCGCGCUCCGCGGCGGCAAGCAGAAGCGCCUCAAGCAGGACGACAAGGCCGCCGCCGCCGCCGCAGGGAGACGAAGGCGGGCGGCGGACGGGUACUACUGCGCGUCCUCCAUAGAGCUUCUCGCCACCUCCUCCUCAUCGUCUUCCUGGACGCCGGCGGGGCCGGCGGCGUCGUCGUCUUCCUCGUCGGCACCGGCGGUGGUGCGGGUGGUGCUGUGGAGCGGGGUGGUGGAGGUGUACACGGGCGUGGUCCUCGCGCGCGCGGUGAUCCAGAACCACCCGCCGGGGCUCUGCCUGGCGCACCCGGACGUGUUCCGCAACCCGCACGGCGCCAUGGUGCGCCCGCUGGAGCCGCUGUUCCCCGGCCAGAAAUUCUUCCUCCUCCCCGAGUCCACCAUCCGCAAGCUCCAGCGCGCCAUCCCCGAGAGCUCCGUCGGCGCCUUCGACGACGACGACGAAGACGAAGAUGAGGAAUACGAGACGUCGUCCGCUGAGAUUGAGAUCUCGGAGUCGGAGGAGGAGACGGGGGCGGUGCCCGGGUGCUGCGCCAGGGAUUACUUCGUGGACAGGGAGCGGUGGGCGGAGUGGCAGUUUAAGAGGAUGGUGGCGCGCGGCAUCGCCGUCGAGCAAGAGGGGCGGAGCGCCGGCGAGAUAGAUAAGAAGAAGAAGAGGAGGAGGAAGAAGCAGAGGAAGGAGCUGCCACGGCUGGCCCCCGCGCCGCCGCCCUGCAGGAUGCGGGCGGUAAGGUCGUGGGAGCCCAGCCUGCCGUCCGUCGUGGAGGAGGCUUCUCCGUCGCCGGAUCUCCGGGCAGAUCGGCCGGCGGAUCAGGAGGCCAGGACUGACCACGAGACGCCGUGAUCGCGCAUCAUCUCUUCUUCUUCUUCAUGGAAGCAAUUUCUGAUCCUCCUCCGCUGCUCUGUGGCCUUUGUUCGUGAAACUGUAAAAAUCGCGUGUGAGAUUGUUGGUGCCGGCCGGAUCGAUUUUAAUCUCUGUUCAAGUUCUGUUGCAUACUCUGUACCGGAGCUGGUUCCGUUGAUUGUAGAUUUGAUGCACAUACAUACAUACUGGCUACCGCAUGGAUUAAUUGUUGAAAAUUGGAUGAACACA
This is a messenger RNA of Brachypodium distachyon (stiff brome), 1765 nucleotides long. RefSeq lists its product as uncharacterized. NCBI's taxonomy places the organism in Eukaryota, Viridiplantae, Streptophyta, Magnoliopsida, Poales, Poaceae. The transcript has a single exon. The record is from RefSeq and is a predicted model, not a curated record. The coding region runs from base 572 to 1516 and encodes 314 amino acids.